Molecule: messenger RNA, 933 nt
Organism: Clunio marinus
Lineage: Eukaryota; Metazoa; Arthropoda; Insecta; Diptera; Chironomidae
Source: the annotation of a GenBank genome assembly
AUGGUUUACCAACUUUUGAAGAGACAUGAAAUAAUUAAAUUACUUCACAUUCUAAAUGAUUUCGAUGCGAAAGCAAAAGCACUGGAAGUUAAAUUGAACUUGAAAGCUUCUCGAAAAUUUAUAUUGAAGACUGUUAUGUUCAUUUUGUGUGGAGUACUUGUAGUCAGCAUUGGAACAGCGUUUAUUUUCGAAAUGAAAAUUCAUUACGGUGCAGGCUGCUUGAUGCCUUUAAGCUAUGGAUAUCUAUUAUUGUAUUUGAGUAUGCUUAUUUUGCAAUUUUCGUUUUCAACAUUGGCUAUUAAGAAUCGUUUUUGUUUACUGAAUGACAAUCUAAGAUUUACAUUUCAAAAUUCACUGGCAAAAGGCAAUUCGACGCUGGCUAAUGGCAAUGCCAAUCGUCUCCAUGAGCAGUUGUCGAAUACCAUAAGGGAUCUCUACAGCAAUUUAUGCGACGGAAUCGAUUUGGUGAAUGAAUCGCUUACAUUUCAACUCAUACCGUUCUUGGUUUAUUACUUGACAGCAAAUCUCUUCGCUAUCUAUAGCACGAUACGUGAAGUCUUCUAUCAAACGCCACUGAUGUAUAUUGCAAUCGGAACAAACAUAUGUUGGAUGAUAUUGCAUUCUGUAAUCGCUUCAAUUGCAUUGUACUCGGGACACAUUACUACAAAAUGUGCUCUGAGGACGCCCAUAAUUGUUAGCAGCAUUUUAAGAAAUUGCAAAGACAAAGAAUCCCCAUUCACCAAGGAUGCUUUCAAAACAUUUCUACUAGAAGUUCAACAUCGAAAUAUGUUCAUAGAAAAUGAGUUCUUUCGUAUCGAUUGGAAACUUUUAUUUUCUAUGAUCUCAACGAUCACAACUUUUCUUGUUAUAACUUGCCAAUUUGAUGCAAGCCUCAGUAACGAUUCUGUUAUUAAAAACUCAACACUUGGUUAA